Messenger RNA from Fonticula alba, 612 nucleotides. RefSeq lists its product as hypothetical. The record is from RefSeq and is a predicted model, not a curated record. The transcript is spliced from 2 exons. The coding region runs from base 174 to 602 and encodes 142 amino acids. NCBI's taxonomy places the organism in Eukaryota, Rotosphaerida, Fonticulaceae.
GGGACUACGUCAUGGAUUCACCGCCAGAUCACCUCCUCCCCACCUCACUUUACGCUCCCGAAAUAUACACGCACGGCCCGGCCGCCAUACGUGUGCAUCCUCCCUCUGUUGGCUGCCACCACCCCCGCUGACUGUCCUCCCGUGUUCUUUCUCCUCGCCUGUUUCUCCUCCUCAUGGCCAGCCAACGCCCCGACGGCGGGCGCACUGAUGUGAAGCGUCCGCGCCUGGCCGGCGCCCCGGCCGCUGCGGUCGAUGACGGCGACUCUCCACAGGCGGGCGAGUCGCCCAGCUCCUCGCCGGCGACCGCCAGCACCCCGGGGUCAGGUCAAUCGACCAGCCGCCCGCGCGCGGUCUUCGCCAAGAUGACCCAAUGCGAGAAGAAGCGCCACGUCCGAGAGAUCAAUCGCCGUGCGGCGGCCAAGCUCCGGAACAAGAUCGCCGCCAAUGAAGAUGCCGAGAAGCGCGAGCUCGCUGAUCUUCUCCGGCAAAAUGAGGCCCUCGAGCGCGAGCGGGCCAACCUGGUUGGUGUCAUGCGUGGUCUGGAGACCCUCUGUACACUGCACUCGCUAUCGCAAUGCGAGCUGGCGAAAAAAUCGAAAUAGAUGUGCACCC